This is a messenger RNA of Acanthosepion pharaonis, 819 nucleotides long. The record is from the annotation of a GenBank genome assembly. NCBI's taxonomy places the organism in Eukaryota, Metazoa, Mollusca, Cephalopoda, Sepiida, Sepiidae.
AUGCCCGUAUUUAAUAUCUAUGUACCAGUGUUUAAGUCUAUAGAUUAUUUUUUACAUCUUUUAUUGGAUUUUUUUUUCUAUUUUUUCGCUUUUAUUCCCACUCUUACAUUCCUUUUUUCUUUUCUUAUUCUUUCUUUCUUUCUUCUUUUUAUUGUUUCUUUCUUUUUUCCUUUUCUUUCUUUCUUUCUUGUUUUCUUUCUUUCUUUUUCCUUUUCUUUCUUGCUGUCUUUCUUGCUUUCUUUCUUUCUUUCUUCUUUUUAUUGUUUGUUUCUUGUUUUCCUUUUCUUUCUUUCUUUUGUUUCUUUCUUUUUCUUUUUCUUUCUUGCUUUCCUUUUCUUUCUUUCUAGCUUUCUAGCUUUCUUUUUCCUUUUCUUCCUUGCUUUCUUUCUUUUUCCUUUUCUUUCUUUCUUUCUUUCUUUCUUUAUCCUUUUCUUUCUUUCUUCCUUUCUUUCUUUCUUCUUUUUAUUGUUUCUUUCUUUUUUCCUUUUCUUUCUUUCUUUCUUUUUCUUUUUCUUUCUUGCUUUCUUUCUUUCUUUUUCCUUUUCUUUCUUGCUUUCUUUCUUUCCUUCUUUUUUCUUUUUCUUUCUUUCUAGCUUUCUUUCUUUCUUUUCUUACUUACUUUCCCGACUUUCGUCUCGUCAAGUUUCGCUACAUCCUUCCUACCCGUCCACCCAUACCAAUUUUUUUUUCAUUAUCUUUCUCAAUAGUAAUCUUUUUCGAAGAUUACCCACAGGACAGACGUUAAAGUAUUUUCAACUGAGUGGAUUCUUCUUUACGGUUUCAAAACCUUCCCCAGUACCAGUCAGUCGUAAAAACUAA